Nematolebias whitei (Rio pearlfish) is the source of this 834-nucleotide messenger RNA. RefSeq names its product EEF1A lysine methyltransferase 1 (gene eef1akmt1). Gene Ontology annotation, biological process: methylation. The record is from RefSeq and is a predicted model, not a curated record. Gene Ontology annotation, molecular function: nucleic acid binding; protein-lysine N-methyltransferase activity. The coding region runs from base 63 to 719 and encodes 218 amino acids. NCBI's taxonomy places the organism in Eukaryota, Metazoa, Chordata, Actinopteri, Cyprinodontiformes, Rivulidae. The transcript is spliced from 4 exons.
AGUUUUAGCUCCUGCAGAACAUCAUCUCUUCAACUCUGAAGGACGUCUGUUCUCCUUCAGCCAUGAGCGACAGCGAUGAUGACGAUGUUCCCACCCUGUCUGCUCACACCCUGCAUGCCCUACAAGAGUUCUACAAGGAGACACAGACAGGUCCAGAUCACGAUACCACACCCUCGGACCCAUUCUCUGUGGGAGCAGUGCAGGAGGACUGGAGGAUGAGCCAGUUCUGGUACAGUGACGAGACGGCAGCACAGUUAGCAGAGGAGCUGGUGCGAGAAGCAGGAGAAGGCGGCAGGAUAGCGUGUGUGAGUGCGCCCAGCGUGUACCAGAAGCUGAAGCAGGGCGUGGUGGGCGGUUCUGACCAAGUGUCUGCUGUCGUGUUCGAGUACGACCGCCGUUUCUCCACCUAUGGAGAGGACUUCAUCUUCUACGACUACAACGAGCCGCUGUCCCUCCCCUCCAGAGUGGCUCCGCAGAGCUUCGACAUCGUCCUCGCCGACCCGCCUUACCUGUCCGAGGAGUGUCUGCGCAAAGUCGCCCAGACCGUCAAGUUCCUGAGCAAAGGCAAGGUGCUGCUGUGCACAGGAGCCGUCAUGGAGACUCUGGCUAAAGAACUGCUCAGUUUGACAAUGUGUCACUUUCUGCCCAGACACAACAAAAACUUGUCCAAUGAGUUCCGAUGUUUUGUGAGUUAUCCGUCCCAGCUGCUGCACCGCUGACGACUAACAGGCGCGACAUGAUGGUUCUGUUCACAGCCUCCGGCAACAAGAAUCAAGAGCUGCUUUGAAAAUGGAGAAAAAUGUUGUUUUUAUUUCAAACUAAUUAAAGUCAGAC